Suillus discolor is the source of this 1358-nucleotide messenger RNA. RefSeq lists its product as uncharacterized. Bases 247 to 1032 code for a protein of 261 amino acids. The transcript has 2 exons. Lineage: Eukaryota; Fungi; Basidiomycota; Agaricomycetes; Boletales; Suillaceae. The record is from RefSeq and is a predicted model, not a curated record.
AACAUAGCACAUUCCGUCGUGUUGACAAACCACGUGACUAGUAUUAGUACUACGCGCCGGCAGCCGCACGUCACGGCAAACACCCGGGGCCCACAUACAUCUUCUCAUCACGAUCCUGAACAAACUCCAUGCGAAUCCUGAUUCUCAGUCCAGUACCGAUAAAAUAUAAAUAUAUGUGCUAGCCAUGCCUCCCUCUCCGUCAACUGCACCAUCAAGUGCUUACUGUGUGCGACAGUUCAAGUUGAGAUGCGCCUCGGUGCAGCCUUCGGAGUGGUCUCAGACCUACGUCUUGGCUUCGUCGGCGGCCUCUGGCCUACGAUUAUAGCAAUCUGGCAUGCCCCCUCCUUACUCUUCCAACCACUUGAGAUAUCCCGCACUUUCAUGUCCCACGUAUGGGACCUCUAUGGUGAUAGCGCUGACGAAGCCGGAAGGGCGGUCAAAAAAGGGCUCAUCACUCCACACGCCUAUGGUGUUGUGCUAGACCUCGGUGCAGGACACGGCCACACCAUCAACUACCUCGACCAUUCGCGUGUCACGAAAUACGUAGCUGUAGAACCCAACGUGCAUAUGCAUGCAAAGCUGCGCCGUACUGCCUCUGCUGCUGGGUACAACGAAGAUGCUGGAACGCUCCUUAUCAUCCCUUGUGGUGCUGAAAACAUCUCUGCCAUCCUUUCCUAUCUUCCUGCGCCGCACCCACCUGUAGACACUCUCAUAUCUGUCCUCACUCUCUGCUCCGUCCCCUCGCCACAAUCCACCAUCUCUUCAUUGGUCACGGAGGUGCUGAAACCUGGGGGUCAGAUGUUGUUCUAUGAACAUGUGCUUAGCGAGAGGGAGGAUGUUGUGUGGUGGCAGCGUUUUUGGACACCGUUGUGGGGUAUUGUUUUUGAUGGAUGUCGUUUGGAUCGCCCAUCUCAUAGGUGGAUUGAGGAUGUUGGGGGAUGGGUGCAGGGAGAAGGAGGUAUCUGGGGGAAGGAAGGGGAGACUGGUGAACGUCUAUUUUGGCACCGAGUGGGGAGAUUGGUUAAGGUCUGAGCACAUUCGUGUCAUUCCCUUCUCGAUAGGCUUGGUCCUUCAUAAUCAACGUGGAUCAUUUUGACCAAUCAGACUGACCGCCACGUACGUGUUAUUAUGUUGGGGCUCAGCUACUUAUUUCCUGCAUCGUCACCAAUAACAGCCGGCUCCUCCGCACGUCGAGGAGCCAGUUUUUGGCUAUAUGGGUGUUCGAACGCCUCCCUAAAACCUGCGAGGCCCAUUAGGUAUUCCAUGCCGUUCAAUGGCGAAGUAUUGUAUUUCCAAUACACCUGCAUGCCUAUUUCACAUACCGACUUAACCUCUCGCGAUCAAUAACAGAUGUUGGC